UAAUUUUUUCUUGUUCUUUGUUGUACUUCUGAGACCAGCAAAGCAGGCAAGUUGACUGUCUACAUACUAUUGUUUCUAUAGGCAUUUAGCUGGAUUUGCUUAUGUAAAAAUAGUAUCUGGGCUGGCUCUAUGAACCUAAGAGUUGCCACGGGAAGUAGCUUUCCUGCUUUCUUCUUUGGUCAGCAAAACAGUUAAUCUUUUACUUGCUGGUAAAAAGGUCCUAAAAGCAAGUGUCUGGAAGACGGGUAACCUACAAUCAGGAGUCAACAUCCUAGCUUUUGAGCAAGUUAGGAGUAAAUGAGCUAUCACAUCAGUACAGAUAGCCCGACCUUGAUGUUUAGCUGGAGCGAUCUGCACUGAGAGCUUAAUAGUGUGAUGGGCCAUACUGGGUUAACUUAAAUUCUGCUUGGGUCACUGUGUCUGUUUGUGGGAGAGAAGUGGGCACUUCAGGAGACUCGGAAUCAUCUUCCUUAAAUGCUCUAAAUUGCAUUGACGAGUGCUGUUUAAACCCAGCUAGUAGGAAACAUCGGGAACAAAGUAUUUGGAUGGAAUUCAGGCUGCCUGAAUAUGGCCCUACAAUCUUAGCUGUGCCACUCUUCAGGGAGAAGAUAGUGAGACUUUACUGGUAUUUGAUCAGCUCCUGUAUCUCUGUGGAGUAUCCCAGAAGUCAUAUGACCUUUCACCAGCAUAAAAACAAGCCUGAGAGGCCAUGAGGGUACAGCAGGAAAGGGCAAAGGUACUGGUGAGCUUGGCAAGCAGCAGGAAGAAUAGGUAUGGUGGCAGAAGGAGCUGAAGAGAUAGCUGGAGGAUUUGGAAAGGUCAGACGAUUAAAACAAAACAAUGGAUUGGGGAGCUCUGCAUACCAUUUUAGGAGGUGUAAAUAAACACUCCACCAGCAUUGGGAAGAUCUGGCUCACAGUCCUGUUCAUCUUCCGUAUCAUGAUCCUGGUUGUGGCUGCAGAGAGAGUCUGGGGAGAUGAACAAGAUGACUUUGUCUGCAACACUCUGCAACCUGGUUGCAAGAAUGUUUGCUAUGAUCACUUUUUCCCCAUCUCUCACAUCAGACUCUGGGCCCUGCAGCUGAUCUUUGUUUCCACACCUGCACUGCUGGUAGCCAUGCACGUUGCUUACAGGAGACACGAGAAGAAGAGGCAGUUCAGAAAGGGAGACCAGAAAUGUGAAUACAAGGACAUUGAAGAGAUCAGAAAACAGAGGUUUCGUAUUGAGGGCUCCUUGUGGUGGACAUACACCAGCAGCAUCUUCUUCAGGCUGGUCUUUGAAGCAGUCUUCAUGUAUGCGUUUUAUUUCAUGUACGAUGGGUUCCGCAUGCCUCGCUUAAUGAAGUGUAAUGCAUGGCCCUGCCCCAACACAGUGGACUGCUUUGUUUCUCGACCUACUGAAAAGACGGUGUUUACUAUUUUCAUGAUUGCUGUGUCCAGUAUUUGCAUUCUUUUAAAUGUGGCUGAAUUAUGUUACUUACUGACAAAAUUUUUCCUCAGAAAAUCUAAAAAAGCUGGAAAUAACAAGCAUCACUCCAACCAUGAGAAUAAGGAAGAAACCAAACAAAAUGAAAUGAAUGAGUUAAUAUCUGAUAGCUGUCAGAACACAGUUAUAGGAUUUACAAGUAGCUAAGGUGGUGUCAGUGCUGGUGUUCACUCUUUUUGGAGUGAAUCUUUAAAGGCUGCAAAUGAAAUUUAUUAUAUUAAACAAUUCAAGUUGGUGGAAACAAGUGAUACAUAGUGUCAGGUGCCAAGUAUGUGCAUCUGAAAAGAGUCAGUGCAGCCUACACAUGUGAAAAUUGCAUGAAGAUUAAAUAGGAAAGUAUCUUCCUAUGAGUACCCUUACAAGCUGACUAUGACAAGUGGGAAACUCACUAAUACCUUCAUGCUGACACAGCUCCUAAAACUAAAUGCAACAGCAAUAAAAACAAAAAUCUUUCCAAGCUAGGUAUCCUAGUAUUACAAGUUGUUUUGUAAUAGUGAUAGUUUUUACUUGUGAACUGAUAAUUAAAAUAUUUUUCUAAAAUCUAAGAUUCCAUGUUGCUUAAGGUGUUAUAGUACACAACUGAGUGUUUUGUUUCUUAACCAGGCAUAUGCAGAUGAAUCCUCUGAUACCAUAUUUGUAGGGAGGAGACAGCAGUAGGCUACAUCUUUACAGCUUUGCAAGCGCUGCUUUGCCUGGAGGUUUAGAUGCUUGCGUACACUCUGCUUGCUGGCUGUAGGGGAAGCUGUGUGAAAGCCCACCACGUGUAGUGUGGAUAACUGAGGUAGCUAGGUCCUGGGUACAAAGUCAUGCUUAAAGCCAGCAUGACAAUGUAGAUACAGCCUAAGUAUACUUGCUUUAAACAUCUAGCACACCUGGUAAUCUUACUGAUCUUUUAAUUGCAUACUACUGGUUUUAUAGCAACAUUCAUAAUUUUAUGUAAAUGUUUAUUUCUCUAAUGUAUCAGCUGUAUUUGUUUCUUUAUGCUAUAUCACAUCAUGGAACUUUUUUGGCUUUGUUUUUUUUUGUGAUAGGCUGAUGGUGCUGUUAAGAAACUAGGGGCUUUUUGGUUUGAAGGACAUGGAAAAGUAUCACUGGAAAUGGAACGAGUCUUCUGAAUAAAAGGCAAACACUUUAAUCUUU
Strigops habroptila (Kakapo) is the source of this 2625-nucleotide messenger RNA. Its product is annotated as gap junction beta-6 protein. Bases 841 to 1632 code for a protein of 263 amino acids. Gene Ontology annotation, cellular component: connexin complex. The record is from RefSeq and is a predicted model, not a curated record. The transcript is spliced from 2 exons. NCBI's taxonomy places the organism in Eukaryota, Metazoa, Chordata, Aves, Psittaciformes, Psittacidae. Gene Ontology annotation, biological process: cell communication.